Xiphophorus maculatus (southern platyfish) is the source of this 2839-nucleotide messenger RNA. Its product is annotated as tropomyosin alpha-1 chain-like. Gene Ontology annotation, molecular function: actin filament binding. The record is from RefSeq and is a predicted model, not a curated record. The transcript is spliced from 9 exons. Gene Ontology annotation, cellular component: actin filament. Gene Ontology annotation, biological process: cardiac muscle contraction; actin filament organization. NCBI's taxonomy places the organism in Eukaryota, Metazoa, Chordata, Actinopteri, Cyprinodontiformes, Poeciliidae. Bases 128 to 973 code for a protein of 281 amino acids.
CUGACUUAUUGACUCUCAACAGGCUCUGCGACUUCACACUCCAGCUAGGUGUUCGGUGUGGUUCAGACGCUCCCAUCUUUUCUGUUCAGGUUCACAGAUUUGCAGGCAGUGCAAACACUAAGCAGCCAUGGAUGCUAUCAAGAAGAAGAUGCAGAUGCUCAAGCUUGACAAGGAGAAUGCCUUGGACAGAGCUGAGCAGGCCGAGUCAGACAAGAAAGCAUCUGAGGACAGAAGCAAACAGCUUGAGGAUGACCUGGUAGCACUGCAGAAGAAGCUGAAGGCCACUGAGGAUGAGUUGGACAAAUACUCUGAGGCCCUGAAGGAUGCACAGGAGAAACUGGAGCUCGCUGAGAAGAAAGCCACAGAUGCUGAGGGUGAUGUAGCUUCCCUGAACAGACGCAUCCAGCUGGUUGAAGAGGAGCUGGACCGAGCUCAGGAGCGUCUGGCCACAGCUCUUACCAAGCUGGAGGAGGCUGAGAAGGCUGCCGAUGAGAGCGAGAGAGGCAUGAAAGUCAUUGAGAACCGAGCAAUGAAGGACGAGGAGAAGAUGGAGCUGCAGGAGAUCCAGCUGAAAGAGGCCAAACACAUCGCUGAGGAGGCUGACCGCAAAUAUGAGGAGGUGGCCCGUAAGCUGGUGAUCAUUGAGAGCGACUUGGAACGUACAGAGGAGCGUGCUGAGCUGUCCGAGAGUAAAUGCUCUGAGCUGGAGGAGGAGCUGAAGACCGUGCAGAACAACCUGAAGUCUCUGGAGGCCCAGGCAGAGAAGUACUCACAGAAGGAGGACAAGUACGAGGAGGAGAUCAAGGUUCUCACAGACAAGCUGAAGGAGGCUGAGACUCGUGCUGAGUUCGCUGAGAGAUCAGUUGCCAAGCUCGAGAAAACCAUCGACGACCUGGAGGAUCAUCUAUACAAGCAGCUUGAUAAAAACCGUCUUCUGACCAAUGAACUGAGAGUAGCCUUAAAUGAGGCCUAACCUGGAAAGGGUUUGCUUGAUGUUGGCACUUUUUUUAUGUCGCAAAAUAAUCCAAGAGCAUUGUGGAUUUAUUAGAUUAAGCAGGUAGAGAUUGACAUCUACACCACAGAAAUAUAAUCAAAUGGUACAAAUUGCAGUAUACUCAGAUGUUAAAGAUGGGGUAUCAGAAAGUAAACAUGGUGUUGCGUGUUUUCUUUUUUUUUUUCACUGAAUUAGUUAGUUAAGUUUAUUUUACUGCAGGUUUGACUUGCUCUGCCUUAUAGUUACUGGAGUGAGUUACUUCUACAUGUAGCACAAGCCCCAAAACAAGUAAACAAGAGAAUCACUAAGAUUUGCAAUUCACCUCCAGACUGAGCUCUUAAAAAUAAAUAAAACACAAAGUAGGGUUUCUACAUGGUAGAUUAACCUAUUCAGAUGUAUAAAAACCCUCAUUUAAAUUUGUGACAAAUGACAAUAACUUGGUUAAGUUAAUUCAUAUCUAAUAGAUAAAAAUGUUCUUUUGAUCCCUAACAAACUACAAAAAGUCAGCUGAGACCAAAUUCUUUGGGUAACGGAAGGUGAAUAUCUAGGUUGAGUUAUUUCAUAGUUAAAAGAACUCCAAUGUGUAGUGAAAAGGAUGAACACAUUCAAAAUAUAACUGAAUGUAGUUUAAGACCCACUGUGGAAAAACUGGACUGACUUUCCAAGUACUAAAUUUAAGAUUAUUAAAUUUCAGACCACUCGGAAACCUUGGUUAAAUACACUUCAACUUUUUUUCGUUUUUUUUUAACUCAAAAUGAUUUGCCAUGCAGUAAAAUGAAAUUAAGUUUCUAUUUCUGCUUGAUUUUAGAGUCUGAGAGGCUGAAGUGGUAUUUCAGCAGUAAUGGAUUUGUUUCAAAGCCUAAUUUCAAAGAAAAUGAUUUAAAGUUAUAAUUAUUUUUAAAAGUUGAGCACUGUAAUUAGUCCCACUAAAUGCAUUGGAGUCUAGACUUCAUCUCUGUCAAUAGCUUGAGUUAAACCUUGUCAAAUGUUUAUCAUUAAUUUGGGUUUCUGGUACUAGUUUACAGCAUGAAGCUUUUCAGAUGUGCUUGGUGAACACUUAAUGGGGGGGUGAAAUUAAUUUUGAUUCUUGGCUCAUCAGCAUGUAUGUUUUCUGUCCACCAGAACCUCAACAAUGUAUAUUCUCUGCACUGUUUAUCUAGUGGUCCUAAACUGAUAUAAUGCUGUAUUGACAGACAAACUCGCACGCGCUAAAGAAGAGGGCCUGAGCGUUAAGCAGAUGAUGGAUCAGACCCUACUGGAGAUGGUUAAUAUUUGACCCAGCUCUGUUCCUCUCCACUACCUGACUUCACAUGUUCUAAAUGACCGACUCCCACAUGCUGCUGCUACGGUAGACAUGUGGGUCUGUGUUUAGCUGUACCUCUGGCAUUGUUGACUACAGAACACAAGCUCUGUAUGAAGUAGCAGAAAAGGCAUUGAGCGCCAGCUCAGCUACAGUGUUUAUAUUGCACUCUCUGUUCAAAGACCUGUUUAAGUUCGCUGUACAUGACCGAUGGUUUACAUAUGUGUUGGGACUUUGCACUUUUGAUGAUGAAAAUACUGCACAUUAUCAUUAUGAAUGAAGCCAUAAUUUAAGCCAAGCCUGUAUAAAAGGGACUUUUAUUAUAUGUACUUUUGUAAGAUCAUGUAUGUGUUAGUUUUUUCUUUUGUUAUAAACUUGCAUUCAAUGUCUGAUCUUUUUUUCUUCUGAAAUUUAAGGACUUCAGCUAUGUGAAGCAAACACUUGUGCUCUGUACCGUUUCUAACAUUUUCUCCCAUGAAAGCUAAUUUGCUUGUUUUCCCAUACAUUUUUAUCUUGGAAAUGUAAGAAUAAAAGAUUAAACCAGA